AGAAGAAGGGUGUCAUAGCCAGCCUUGUGUGCUACCUUUUUGUAAGCUGUGAUGACCCACAGGGUGAGAGUUGGCAGGGUAUGAAUGAGCCUUCCACUGCUGGGUUGCAGGCCUUCACUUUGCAGCACAAAGCUGCUGCCUGGGUCACUUCUCAUUUACGUGCAACUUUGUGGUGGAGACUAGCUUGAAAAUCAGCACCGAGUUCCAGCCCACAUACGACCAGGGGCUGUGGGAGGAGCUCAAGCCACAAAUUUGUGCGCACUGCUCAAUGAUGAAGCUUAAGGGGUCGCUCCUUCAAUGCGCAGGCUCCUGCGCAAGUAUCCGGAAACCACAAUAUUGCAGUAGAGAAUGUCAAAAAGCAGAUUGGAAAAAACAUUGGAAAUGGUGCAAGAAAGAACCCGAUCUUACUACCCCAAGUGCAGCAGAUGAAGCGAUGUUGUACAGCAUGCACAUGAUGAACGACGGCUCCUCACAGUCAUGAGAGUGAAAAUUUUGUACUUC
Messenger RNA from Laccaria bicolor S238N-H82, 501 nucleotides. RefSeq lists its product as uncharacterized. Bases 269 to 481 code for a protein of 70 amino acids. The record is from RefSeq and is a predicted model, not a curated record. The transcript is spliced from 3 exons. NCBI's taxonomy places the organism in Eukaryota, Fungi, Basidiomycota, Agaricomycetes, Agaricales, Hydnangiaceae.